Messenger RNA from Sitophilus oryzae (rice weevil), 1366 nucleotides. RefSeq names its product regucalcin-like. The coding region runs from base 165 to 1343 and encodes 392 amino acids. Gene Ontology annotation, molecular function: gluconolactonase activity; calcium ion binding. NCBI's taxonomy places the organism in Eukaryota, Metazoa, Arthropoda, Insecta, Coleoptera, Curculionidae. The record is from RefSeq and is a predicted model, not a curated record. The transcript is spliced from 6 exons. Gene Ontology annotation, biological process: L-ascorbic acid biosynthetic process.
AACGUCAAUGUCAGUCCAAGACUAAAAUACGAUGACAUAACUUAUUUCUUGCUGUUUUUACUCUGGUAAAAUUUCAAAAUUCUCCGAAAUAUUAUCCUAAUGUGCUGAUAACUUGAAAGUUCUGUGAUUUUUUUGUGUGUUUGUGUAAAUUUUUCGUGUGAAUUAUGGGUUUCGCUUACGGUUUGGUGGAAUGUGCAGCUUUGUCCUCUUUGAUUUUUGUGGAGAAACAGAAACAGACAGAUGUAUGGAGUUUCAUGGACGAAUUUACUAAUAUGUUUAAGAAUCGCAUGCGGUGGGCGACGUCAUUCAAAUUCAACUCACAAUCACAAUGUAAUACAGACCAAAUGAAAAUCGUUCCCGUUACGCCUCCUAUUCAACAUGGCGAGGGACCACACUGGGACAGCAAGAACGGCAUUUUGUAUUACGUAGACACGUUUCAAGCGACCGCCUACAGAUGGGAUUCGAAGACAAAAAAUGUGACCAGUCAAAAGUUUGAUGGCCGAAAUUCAAUUGGGACCAUAACCCCGAUUAUAGACAAAAACGAUCAGUUCAUUGUGUCAUCUGACAGGUGUAUUUAUCACCUGUUAUGGGACGGCAAGGAAUCCAAUACGGGGACUAUCAAGGAAUUGUUUAGCAUAGAAGAAGAUAAGCCGGAUAAUCAGUUCAACGAUGGCAAAGCCGAUGCAAACGGCGUACUUUGGAUAGGUACUUUAACUCGUCAGCCUGAUUAUGGAGUCACAGAUAAUGGAGGAAGCUUGUAUCAAGUUGCUCUAUGCGCCCACCCAGCGCACAAACAAUAUGCCGAAGUAAUGUGCGACACGAGUAUUAGCAAUGGAUUAUGUUGGACAAGGGAUAACAAGUUUAUGUUUUACAUUGACAGUUCCAAAAGGAAUAUUGAAAAGUACGAGUUCGAUCUUAAAACUGAAACUUUAGGCGAAAAGAAAGUUAUCUUUGAUCUUGAAAACUAUCCAGCAAUUGAGGGGAUUUUAGAUGGCAUGACCAUUGAUUCCGAAAAUAAUCUAUGGGUAGCUACUUUCGGAGGCUCGUCGAUAUUAAAAAUUCAUCCAUGUAGCGGCAAGCUUCUCAAAGUUGUCAAAAUGCCCGUCAAGUACAUAACCUCUGUUGCUUUCGGCGGCAAAAACUAUAACGUUUUAUAUGCCACCACAUCCAGAUUCCAUAUGAGUGAAGAUGAAGUCUGCCAAUCGAAAAGUUCCGGGGCAGUUUUUGCCAUCACCGGACUGAAGGUUGAAGGUGUUCCUAUGUUUAACGUAGAUUAUAGUGCACCCGAUGAAAAACUCUCGUUUGGAGAAAGUGGCGGUGAUAAAAAACAGUGUUUGGGUUAAUAAAGUAUUUUGUGUGCGUCUCA